AUGGGGUCCAUCCAGCAAGACCCCACCUCGCCCAUCGACCCGGCGCAGAGGCCGGCGGUGGUUAAUUAUAACCUGCACGCGUCGACGACGGUGCCGCGGCCCAUUGCGCUGGUGGGAACGGUGGACGGCGACGGGAGGCCGAACCUGACGCCGUUUUCGUACUGGCAGAAUGUGACGAUGGAUGCGAGACGCCGGGCCACACGCUCAGCAACAUCCUCACGACGGGCGGGUGUGCCUUGA
Molecule: messenger RNA, 240 nt
Organism: Pyricularia pennisetigena
Lineage: Eukaryota; Fungi; Ascomycota; Sordariomycetes; Magnaporthales; Pyriculariaceae
Exons: 2
Coding region: 1-240 (79 amino acids)
Source: RefSeq, a predicted model, not a curated record